UGUAGGUGCGACUGCGUGUGCGCGGAAGGUUUGCGGAGAUUGGCCUUUGUGUUCCGGAAGAGGAGGACGUGUCCGGUGUUGUCUAGAUGUUGUUGUGGUUUAGCAGAAAGAAGUAAAAUGGACUUUUCGUGCCAACAACAGAAUGAAUGUAUAAGGAGCUCAGUUGCUUGUAACUGGAACUUGGCAGAAGCACAGCAAAAACUGAAUAGUUUGGCACUUCAUAAUUCAGAGUCUUUAGAUCAAGAACAGGCCACAGCUCAGACAGGGGCAUCUGAACUGAAACGUAGUGAAGAAGAAUGGAGAAGAAAAGAAGAUUUGCUGCCUCCCAAUGAGAGCUGGGGACUGCCCACCUCAGAGGCUCUUAGUCAAGAUGUAUUUAACAAGAGUUUUAUAAAUCAGGUUAAGAAAACAAAAGUAGAGGAUGAAGAUCAAUCAUUAUCUUUUAUACAGAAAUAUGAGGAGAAAAUUCGACAUUUUGGAAUGCUCAGUAGAUGGAAUGACAGCCAAUGUUUUUUGUCUGAAUAUCCAGACCUUGUUUGUGAAGAAACAGCUAGGUAUCUGCACUGGUGGUGUAUCCAUCUAGAAGGUGAACAGAAGAAAGCACUAAUGGAACAAGUUGCUCAUCAAGCAGUUGUUAUGAAAUUUAUUAUAGAAAUGGCAAACAGUUGCAGCGUUGAUCCAAGAGGUUGUUUUCGCCUGUUUUUCCAAAAAGCCAAAACAGAGGAGGAAGGGUAUUUUGAAGCCUUUAAAAAUGAACUUGAAUCAUUCAAAUCAAGAGUGCGCAUACAUGCCGAAACCCAGAGAUCUGAAGCAGUGUUACAAAAUCCUUAUUUGCUUCCAAAUAUUGGACAUAUGGCUAUGCAGCAAUUUAAACAGGGUGUUUUACAUUAUCAUCCCAACACAGAUAUGGGCCAUAAGAAUCCAACAGAGGAAACAGAAGAUGAUGAUUCAAAGAUGAUGGAUAUUCAAUAACAUCAAGCACCAGAGACAAUAAUAUCUAUCUAUACAGCUACACGCGGUGUGACUGUUAAUGACAUUUAAUGCUGCACUUUAAUUUUUAUUUUUUUAUUAUUUUUUUUGGAGCAGAAAAAUACUCCGAAUAAAUUUGUGGUGUUUUACAGCGUGAAUAUUUUGCUGCUAUUUUUCUCAUAUUAAAGAGAAUGGAAAUGAAUACAAUCCUACUACCACUUGCAUACAUUUGCCUUCAACCUGCUACUUUGGUUUUUAUCAGGAAAAAAAACAUUUAAAAACUUGAAUAAAAAUUCUAUUUACAAUAUGAAA
Messenger RNA from Bombina bombina (fire-bellied toad), 1281 nucleotides. RefSeq names its product cell division cycle 37 like 1, HSP90 cochaperone (gene CDC37L1). Gene Ontology annotation, cellular component: cytoplasm. The record is from RefSeq and is a predicted model, not a curated record. Gene Ontology annotation, molecular function: protein-folding chaperone binding; heat shock protein binding. Lineage: Eukaryota; Metazoa; Chordata; Amphibia; Anura; Bombinatoridae. Gene Ontology annotation, biological process: protein folding; protein stabilization. The transcript is spliced from 7 exons. The coding region runs from base 118 to 972 and encodes 284 amino acids.